Messenger RNA from Girardinichthys multiradiatus, 1507 nucleotides. It is a transcript of the gene bcap31, whose product is annotated as B cell receptor associated protein 31. Gene Ontology annotation, biological process: endoplasmic reticulum to Golgi vesicle-mediated transport; intracellular protein transport. Bases 192 to 920 code for a protein of 242 amino acids. NCBI's taxonomy places the organism in Eukaryota, Metazoa, Chordata, Actinopteri, Cyprinodontiformes, Goodeidae. The transcript has 8 exons. Gene Ontology annotation, cellular component: endoplasmic reticulum membrane; endoplasmic reticulum. The record is from RefSeq and is a predicted model, not a curated record.
CUUGCCCGGAAAUGCUUGUCAGAGCAGGCUAAGCUAAGCUAAACUAAGCUAGGGCUAGCAGAGUAGUCAACGGAGGUUUUCAGUUUAGCGGUCUGUUUGUUUCUUCUCUGAUCCCGGCUCUGUGCUGUAAGCGAUGGAGCCCUGGUGGAUCCUGUCUCUAAGUCCAUUUUCUCCCCGGUUCAGGAGUUGAGAUGAGUCUGCAGUGGACGGCUGUCGCCACCUUUCUAUAUGUGGAGGUCUUCCUGGUUCUUCUUCUCUGCAUCCCAUUCAUCUCGCCAAAAAGAUGGAGCAAGAUCUUCAAGUCUCGGGUGGUGCAGACAAUCGCUCUGUAUGGAAACACUUGGUUCAUGGUGGCCAUCGCUAUCCUCGUCUUCCUCCUCAUCGAUGCGUUUCGUGAAGUCAGGAAGUACAGCGUGACGGACAAGGUGGACGUGACCAACAACCCGACGGCCAUCGAACACAUCCACAUGAAGCUGUUCAGAGCUCAGAGAAAUGAGUACAUCGCUGGCUUCGCCCUGCUGCUCUGCCUACUGCUGCGUCGGCUCACUACACUGCUCUCCCAGCAGGCCACACUCAUGGCCUCCAAUGAAGCCUUCAAGAAGCAGGCGGAGGGCGCCAGCACUGCUGCAGAGACCUACUUGGAGAAGAACAAGCAGCUGCAAGAGAAACUCCUCGAGGCUGGAAUCGAGUUACCAGAGGCCGGGAAGAAAGGAGUAGGACUACAGGAGGAGAACAAGAGUCUGAAAGAGGAGCUGAAGACCCUGAAGGAGCAGCUGCAGGACACCAAGAAAGCUCUACAGAAGUCGGACAGCGACGUGUGUGCAAUGAAGAAACAGGCCGAGAACCUGACUGUGGAGUACGACAGACUGCUGGAGGAGCACAGCAAGCUGCUGGCAAGCAGCGACAAGAAGUCAGACUGAGCAAUAAGCUUGUUUCCAGAUCCUGUCAUCUUUAUCGCUGGCCUCUGAAGAUUGCAGUUUCAACUUCGUCAUCCUGCUCAGUGAUCUGAUGAAAGGUGACACACUGCGCUGUGAUUGGACGAUCUGUCUGAAGUCUUCUUCUGUCUCUGUUUACAUCUCUGUACCUGAGAGGUUUCUGUUUGUUUUUUUUCUCUCUCUCUGAAUCGCUCUGAUUUCUAUGUCUUUGUCUUUGAAACAACAUUUCUGGUCCUCUAAAGGAAAGUGACUCCUGCAAGAAAAGAUGAGCUUCAUUCCGAAACAAAAACAUCAGCCGUCAUGCUUGGAACUUUGCACGUUCUGCUUUAAAAUGAACCAAAAAAAAUGUAAAACGUCCUUCCGUCUAAAACUGUUGUUUCCUUUGAUGGUUCUAUGGUUAUGACUGUUUGUUUGAAACCGUUUCUGUCUUCACUUCAAACCAUAAACGGAACCAAGCUCAUCUAGUCUCAAUUCUGGAUCAGUUUGGCCUUUGAAACAUAACGGUUUUUCUGAUUUAUUGAUCAGAUUUUGUUUUGGAGGGAAAAAUAUAUAAUAAACUUGUGGAUAUGGAA